CCUCCUCUUCCAGGCAGCUCUCCAGACUCCGCAUCGUUACUCUCUCCUACAGCUAGCCUGUCACGGACAUUUGCAGACAGUUCAUUUGUUUACAUCGGCACAUUUUAAUUGAAAAAGCAGACCCAGCGAGCCGUUUUGACGGAAGCUGCGACCCUUUUUGAUGUAGUUAAAAAAAACAAGUCAACAACUUUUUGUAGCUUUGCGUUUGGCUGUUUGCGUUUUGUGUGUGGGGGGAAAGUCCUUAAGGUUAAUCUUUUGAAGUGUGAGGGGCCUCGAGGAGGUUUUCAUUAAGUUCGUGUUGUCGAAGCGGAACUUUGACAGCAUGAAUAUCUUUCGUCUGGCGGGUGACGUGUCCCAUUUGGUGGCUAUUAUCAUUUUGCUGCUGAAGAUAUGGAGGUCCAAAUCGUGCGCUGGCAUCUCUGGGAAGUCUCAGGUGCUGUUCGCACUUGUCUUCACCACCAGGUAUCUGGACCUGUUCACCGUCUACAUUUCUGCGUACAACACAGUCAUGAAGGUGGUGUUUUUGGCUCUGUCGUACGCCACCGUGUACCUGAUCUACAUGCGCUUCAGGAACACGUACAAUUCAGAGAACGACACGUUCCGUGUGGAGUUCUUGCUGGUGCCGGUCAUCGGGCUGUCCUUCCUGGAGAAUUAUUCUUUCACCCCACUGGAGGUCUUGUGGACCUUCUCCAUUUUCCUGGAGUCCGUUGCCAUCUUGCCGCAGCUCUUCAUGAUCACCAAGACGGGCGAGGCGGAGUCCAUCACCACCCACUACCUGUUCUUCCUCGGCCUCUACAGAGCUCUCUACAUCGCCAACUGGCUGUGGCGCUACCACACCGAGGGCUUCUUUGACCAGAUUGCCGUGGUGUCGGGAGUCGUACAGACCAUUUUCUACUGUGACUUCUUCUACCUUUACGUGACAAAAGUGCUUCGUGGGAGAGGGAAGAUGAGUCUGCCGAUGCCGGUUUAACCACCUGUUUGUGCCAGCCGCAGUUCCACAUCAGACUGUACCUCUGCCUGUACUCCAACAGUGGGACUAACAGUCUUGCAUCAUCUGUAGACCAAAAUAGAAUCCGUUUUCUGUUUAACUGGUCCUUUAAUGCGUGUGUGAUUUCUAACUCUGUAAACGGAGUGAUGUGUUUGAGUGUGUGGGUCUAUUUUCUGUCCAUGAGGGGUAAAUGUGACAGCAGAAUGAUGUGUGGAGUUUAGCUCGUAGCAGCACAGAAAAUGUUUUAUGUUUUCUUUUUUGUUUGUUUUAUUGUAUUGUUUUUUUUCCCCAGAGAUGCGCAGAGAGACAUCCGUUUAAAUUUAAUAUUUGAAUUUCAAAGCCACCAAAUGAUUGUUUCACUGUUUUCAGCACUCACGACUGUAGCUUUGACACCACCUUGUUUAUCCUGUUCAGUUUGUGCAAACCUGAUCAGUCUUCUUUAUUAUGGGCUCAACGUAUAAAUCCUUUGUGUGUGUAGUGGUAGUCACACUCCUGGUAGAUCUACAUCAUUAGUUUCUUUUGUUGCCAUGUGUGUUACUUUAUGGAUUUCUUCUUUGUCUUUUUGUAUUUCAGUGUUUUGUUUAUCUAGGACAAGAAGGGCUGAGUAUAUUUUCAUGUUCUAAA
This is a messenger RNA of Nematolebias whitei (Rio pearlfish), 1612 nucleotides long. It is a transcript of the gene kdelr3, whose product is annotated as KDEL endoplasmic reticulum protein retention receptor 3. Lineage: Eukaryota; Metazoa; Chordata; Actinopteri; Cyprinodontiformes; Rivulidae. The coding region runs from base 323 to 970 and encodes 215 amino acids. Gene Ontology annotation, cellular component: membrane; cis-Golgi network; endoplasmic reticulum. The transcript is spliced from 5 exons. Gene Ontology annotation, molecular function: ER lumen protein retrieval receptor activity. The record is from RefSeq and is a predicted model, not a curated record. Gene Ontology annotation, biological process: protein retention in ER lumen; endoplasmic reticulum to Golgi vesicle-mediated transport.